CGGGCGGAGGCGGCGCCGCGGCCGCCGCUGCUGCUGCCGGGGCGGGGGACACAAUGGGCGGCAGCGGCGGGGCGGCGGCGGCGAAGGGGCGCUGAGGGGCCGCCGCCCUCCUUCCCUCCCUCCCUGCGGCCAUGGCCACCACGGCCGAGCUCUUCGAGGAGCCUUUUGUGGCAGAUGAAUACAUUGAACGACUGGCAUGGAGAACACCUGGGGGAGGUUCCAGAGGUGGAGAAGCUUUCGAUCCCAAAAGAUUACUGGAAGAAUUUGUAAAUCAUAUCCAAGAAUUACAGGUAAUGGAUGAAAGGAUUCAGAGGAAGGUGGAGAAACUAGAACAACAGUGCCAGAAGGAAGCAAAGGAAUUUGCCAAGAAAGUGCAAGAGCUGCAGAAAAGCAACCAGGUUGCCUUCCAACAUUUCCAAGAACUGGAUGAGCACAUCAGCUAUGUAGCAACUAAGGUCUGUCACCUUGGCGACCAGCUGGAGGGGGUAAACACGCCACGGCAACGGGCUGUGGAGGCUCAGAAGCUGAUGAAAUACUUUAAUGAGUUUCUGGAUGGAGAGCUGAAGUCUGAUGUUUUUACAAACUCUGAAAAGAUUAAAGAGGCAGCUGAUAUUAUUCAGAAACUGCAUUUGAUUGCACAGGAACUGCCUUUUGACAGGUUUUCUGAAGUAAAAUCAAAGAUAGCAAGUAAGUACCACGAUUUAGAGUGCCAGUUAAUUCAAGAGUUUACCAGUGCUCAGCGCAGAGGAGAAAUCUCCAGGAUGAGAGAAGUAGCAGCAGUUUUGCUUCACUUUAAGGGCUAUUCCCACUGUGUUGAUGUGUACAUAAAACAGUGUCAAGAGGGUGCAUUCCUGAGGAAUGAUGUGUUUGAAGAUGCAGCCAUUCUCUGCCAGAGAGUGAAUAAGCAAGUUGGAGAAAUCUUUAGCAAUCCAGAGACUGUGCUAGCCAAACUCAUUCAAAAUAUCUUUGAAGUUAAACUUCAGAGUUAUGUUAAGGACCAGCUGGAAGAACACAGGAAAUCAGAUGCAGAACAGUAUCUUAAAAACCUCUAUGAUCUAUAUACAAGAACCACUAAUCUGUCAAGCAAAUUGAUGGAAUUUAACUUGGGUACUGAUAAGCAGACUUUCUUGUCUAAGCUUAUCAAGGCCAUUUUCAUUUCCUACUUGGAGAAUUACAUUGAGGUGGAAAUUGGCUAUUUGAAAAGUAGGAGUGCCAUGAUUCUGCAGCGCUAUUAUGAUUCCAAAAACCACCAGAAGAGGUCCAUUGGCACUGGAGGGAUCCAGAUCCACAAAAGGACUGAAGCAAAACUAAGUAUUCAAGACCUCAAAGAGAGACUAAGGCAACGAACAAACUUACCCCUGGGGCCAAGCAUUGACACACAUGGGGAAACUUUCCUGUCACAAGAAGUGGUGGUUAACCUUUUGCAAGAAACCAAGCAAGCUUUUGAAAGAUGUCACAGGCUCUCUGAUCCCUCUGACUUACCCAAGAAUGCUUUCAGAAUUUUUUCUAUGCUUGUAGAGUUCUUAUGUACUGAGCACAUCGAUUAUGCAUUAGAAACAGGCCUUGCUGGCAUUCCCUCUUCUGAUUCAAAGAACGCAAAUCUUUAUUUCUUGGAUGUUGUCCACCAGGCCAAUACUAUUUUCCAUUUAUUUGACAAGCAGUUCAAUGAUCAUCUGAUGCCACUGAUCAGUUCUUCUCCUAAAUUAUCUGAAUGCCUUCAGAAGAAAAAGGAUAUCAUAGAACAAAUGGAAGUGAAGCUGGAUAUGGGCAUUGAUAGGACACUGAAUUGUAUGAUUGGACAGAUGAAGCACAUCUUGGCUGCAGAGCAAAAGAAGACAGAUUUCAAACCAGAAGAUGAAAACAAUGUUUUGAUUCAAUAUACAAAUGCUUGUGUUAAAGUGUGUGGGUAUGUUAGGAAACAGGUGGAAAAGAUCAGGAACUCCAUGGAUGGCAAGAAUGUGGACACAGUUUUGAUGGAGCUCGGGGUUCGUUUCCAUCGCCUCAUCUAUGAACACCUACAGCAAUAUUCCUACAGCUGCAUGGGGGGAAUGCUGGCCAUUUGUGACGUGGCUGAGUACAGGAAGUGUGCCAAAGACUUCAAGAUUGCGCUGGUCUUACAGCUCUUUGAUACUCUGCAUGCACUUUGCAACCUUCUGGUUGUAGCCCCAGAUAAUUUGAAGCAGGUUUGCUCAGGAGAGCAGCUUGCUAACCUAGACAAGAACAUCCUUCACUCCUUUGUCCAGCUGCGUGUCGACUACAGGUCUGCUCGUCUGGCUCGCCACUUCAGCUGAGAGCAUAGCAGGAAACCUUGCACCUUUGGGCAGCCUCAGUUCUUAGAAAGCACAGGGAAUUAUUUCUUACCAACCGUGGGUGUAACUUUUGUGGGACAGUGACUGUUCAGGAUAAAGCAGCAGCCAUAUUUAAACCUGGCCAUGUGGAAGGCGAGCAGGUAAAAAUCUGGAUGAUGUUUCAUGUUAGCUCAAGUUCUCCCAGUGAAGAAUUUCACAAAUCUACUUGCUACUGAUUUUUUUUUUUUAAUUGGAAACAUGUUGGUGUAGAAGAGCAAAUGGUGCAUUGAAAGUAUUUUAGUCUUCAAUAUUGAAUUAUCAGAUACCAUUUGUUAGACUUGAACUACAGAGCAUAGCGUAGGUAAUGGAUUACAUAGAAUAGACCAGUGUAAAAACAUUCUUCAUCAAUUUUAAUGACUUAGACUUCAGCACAGCUAAUCAUAAUCAAAUUAUCUUUGAUUGGUGUUUCUAAGUCAUUUCUUUCAUUUAAAACAUUAUCCUGCUCAAUGUAAUUUCUUGCUCUAAUUAAUUAGCUUGGAAUUUCUUUGAGAUGUAGGAGUAAAACACUAUCCCAGAAAGACAUAAUUUAUUCAUUGUGUGGCAUUCUAAACAGAACUAAAGUGGUGAAAAGUUUUGGAUUUUUUUUUUUUAAUUUUAUUUUUGGUUCUUUGGCUUUGUUUUGUUUGUUUGUUUUUUUUUACCUAGUAGUCAAGGGCCCACUGGAAUGUACUGGCAUUGUAUGAUCUGACAUUAUUGUUUCUGUUUGAUACCAGCACACUGAAUUUUAUAUAUGCUCCUGAAGUAAAUGCAGCUGCCUUGCCUAAGGCAUCCUUACUACAAGGGAAGGUGCCCAUUGUUGGGUUACUAUAAAAGAACUUUUUCUCCUGUCUUAUUUUGUAUGUAAAUAAAUUCAAAUUCUAACAAAGUGAAAGGGUAAAAUGUAGCCCAGUUUUUGCUAUAUGGCAGGAAUGGCUCCAGCAAAAACCUAGAGUGGCAAAUUCUCGUGCUGAAGAGAAUUGAUCCUCAGUGCCUGAGCAAUAUAAAAUGUUGAAGUGUGUGAAAGCUGCUCUUCCCCUGAUCAAAACUGAUAUUGGACAGAGGUCACUCUGUGUCUGUUGUGCUCCAGGGUUUAUUCAGGAGUUCCUGACAUGGACCCGCAGUGUGCACACAGUGAGCUGAAGCAGCAGUGGUGUUUGAAACCUCUGGGGUGGCUUUUCCACAAGCAGCUGGAAAUUGUUGUAAAUAGACCUUUUUUUCAGAGUGGGCUCUUGUGGAAACCAGGUUGGAACUACAGUGGAGCAAAUCCUUUGUAACACGUUCUUUCUACUGUGGGCUCAGCACAUUAUGGAAACUUCUUUAUCUCCCAUCUCCAGAGCAGCAUUUCUAUCCAUUCACUUUAUGGGUUGGUCAGAGAGUUGUAUUUUCCUCUUCUGUUAAAGAAUUCCCAGGUGGGGUCAAUAUUGACAAGACUCCUUGGAACUUCUCUUGCUUAGCUGGGGUUCUCCUGCUUCAUUUUGGAUUUAGGGGAGCAUUCUGUCAGUAAACAAGGGAAUGGAUGCCAGCCUGGCUCACAGCAUCCAGGGAGUCUGGCUGCUCUGCUGGGCUGCUCUGCUCUGUUCCUUGGCCAUGGCAAAGCCACAGAGGGGUUUGCACACUGGAGGAGGCACCUGCUUGUACUGCUGCCAUUUUUGUUCCAAAAGCUCUGAUGUGAAUUCAGAUGAUACCUCUCUGUUACCUCUGUAACUGAAAGCCAACAAUUUUAAGGCUGUGGUUUUAUGAACCAAUACAAAAUCUUUCUACAAAAAAAAAAAAGUGUCAAUUUGCUAACACUUCAGAACAGUGAACAUCAUCUUGAGAUUGCAGAUCACAGAAGUGCUUCAGAAUUUGUUGUAUGACUGUUUGAAUUUUUUUAAGGUUGUAUGAAAUGUAUUUACCAUAUUCCUUGCUUUAUUAGCUGUGUUUUCCAUGCAUAUGCUCAGUGCAAUAUUUCCAUUAUGCCUGUUAACAGGAGGCAGCAAAAAGUAGGUGAACACUUAGAUAUGUAAACUUUUCCUCAAUAAAAAGAAUUCCUUCUGGAUACUUUUUUCAUUUCAUUUCCAUGUUCCUCGAAGAUAUUUAUACUCAAUUGUAUAAGCCCUUCUAUUUAAAAGAAAAAAAAAAAGAAUAAAAGUAAUUUUACUGACCAAAUUUA
Passer domesticus (house sparrow) is the source of this 4479-nucleotide messenger RNA. It is a transcript of the gene EXOC5, whose product is annotated as exocyst complex component 5. The transcript is spliced from 19 exons. Gene Ontology annotation, cellular component: cytoplasm; exocyst. The coding region runs from base 132 to 2291 and encodes 719 amino acids. Lineage: Eukaryota; Metazoa; Chordata; Aves; Passeriformes; Passeridae. The record is from RefSeq and is a predicted model, not a curated record. Gene Ontology annotation, biological process: Golgi to plasma membrane transport; exocytosis.